GCUUAUAACGAUUACAACCUAUCUCUCUCCUCUAAUUCUCUUUCCCUUUCUCUAUCUUCUCUCUCAACUUGACGCUCUAGCUCUCAGAGAUCUUCCAGUCUUCGUCUUCGUCCUCAAUCUCUCUCUCCCUCGCUCUCUCUCUGUGAAAUUCACGAUCUUGCUCUUGUUUUAGAACCAUGGACAGUACUUCUGAUCAAACGGUGGAAAUACGUUCAGACAACUGCGAAUGUGCUUUGGAUCAAGAUUUCCAGCCUUCGGUCAUCUCUGAGCGAGACAUUACCUCUGAUAAAUUUGAGGGCGAUUUUGAAUUGACGGAUGAGACGAGCAUGUCAAAUGGAACCCAAGAUGCCUCUGGAGAUCAGGGGCAGACCCUUCCGAUAAUACAGAAAGUUAUUGAUUUGAGCACCAAAAUUCAGGAUUUGAAGAAGGAACAUGCUGUCCUUUCUGAUCAAGUUAAGCUUACGACUAGUUCCUUUCCAGACCCUGCAGUUCUGAACACUCUUCAGCUUCUCAGUACUGAACAUGAACUUUUAAAGAAGAAGUACAUCAGGGAAUCUACUGAGAGAAAGCAACUCUACAAUGAAGUAAUUGAGCUAAAAGGGAAUAUCAGGGUCUUUUGCAGAUGUAGACCCUUGAACCAAAGUGAAAUUGAAAAUGGAUGUACUUCAGUUGUUGAAUAUGACUCAUCUAUAGAUAAUGAGCUUCAGGUCAUUUCCUCAGAUACUUCAAAAAAACAAUUUAAGUUUGAUCAUGUGUUUAGACCUGAAGACAAUCAAGAGACGGUUUUCACUCAAACAAAACCUAUUGUGACUUCGGUAUUGGAUGGUUUUAACGUGUGCAUAUUUGCUUACGGCCAAACUGGAACUGGCAAGACAUUUACAAUGGAGGGAACACCAGAAAACAGAGGAGUUAAUUACAGGACAGUGGAGGAGUUGUUUCGUGUUUCAGAAGAAAGAGCUGGCGUCAUGAAAUUUGAAUUGUUUGUUAGCAUGUUGGAGGUUUAUAAUGAGAAAAUUAGAGAUCUCUUGGUGGAUAACAACAACCAACCAGCUAAAAAGCUGGAGAUAAAGCAAUCUGCAGAGGGAACCCAAGAAGUUCCCGGACUAUUGGAAUCUCGUGUUUUUGGCACUGAGGAUGUAUGGGAACUGCUAAAGUCUGGAAGCCGAGUUAGAUCAGUUGGAUCCACCAGUGCCAAUGAAAUGAGCAGCCGAUCUCACUGCUUGUUGCGAGUGAGUGUUAAAGGAGAAAAUCUAAUAAAUGGACAAAGAACGAAGAGUAAUCUGUGGCUAGUAGAUUUGGCUGGUAGUGAGCGCGUUGGAAGGAUUGAAGUUGAAGGUGAAAGAUUGAAGGAAUCUCAGUUUAUAAAUAAAUCUCUCUCAGCCCUUGGUGAUGUUAUCUCUGCCCUUGCAUCUAAAACAUCUCAUAUACCUUACAGGAACUCGAAGCUCACUCAUAUACUGCAAAGUUCUCUAGGAGGAGAUUGCAAAACCUUGAUGUUUGUCCAAAUCAGUCCAAGUUCAUCAGACCUAGGAGAAACAGUUUGCUCUUUGAAUUUUGCUAGUCGAGUCAGAGGAAUUGAGAGCGGACCUGCUCGCAAACAUGCAGACGUUACUGAGCUUCUCAAGUACAAGCAAAUGGCGGAAAAGUUUAAGCAUGAUGAGAAAGAAACCAAAAAACUACAGGAUAGUGUGCAGUCCUUGCAAUUAAGGCUUGCAGCUCGGGAGCAAAUCUGCAGGAAUCUUCAAGAUAAGGUAAGAGACCUUGAGAACCAAUUAGGAGAAGAAAGAAAGACCAGACUCAAACAGGAGAGUAGAGCAUUUGCAGCUGCUUCUGCUCCAUCCUCAGCAGUGUCAUCUCUAGGUCUAAAGCCAGCAGCACAGAAGACUGUAUUGGAGAAGAAACCACCAUUGGUUCCCAAUUCUAAAUUGAGGUUACCCUUGCGAAAACUAACCAAUCUCAUGCCUCCUCCCCCUCCUCAAUCCCCUCUACCAAAACGAAGACGGGAAAGUAGCUUUAUCUCUUCAGCAUACGGUAAAGAAAACAUUCCCAAAACAACAGCAGGAUCAGCCACCACAACAACAAACACAAGAAGCCUUUUCCAACCAAGACGGAUCUCCAUUGCUACUACCAGGCCUUCUCCAAAUAGUAGUACAACUUCACAUACUCUCAAGCCUAGAAGACGAGUCUCCAUUGCCACUUUUCGCCCCGAGUCAAACUCCUCCUCUCACCUAUCUCCACUCCGCACUUCAGCUUUUAAAAGUGGCAGGUUGUCAAUGGUGAAGGAUCCACGGAAGGCACGUUACUCCAGGCUCUUCUCUCCAAUGCCUGAGAUGACGACGCCAAUGGCUGCCAGGAGUAGCAAGUUCAUGGGAAGUCCUCCACCAGCAAUGGCAAGUUCUAUUUCGAGGCAGCAGCACGGCAGUGGGGCUGUCAUUGCACUGCAACGGAAACCAGUGGUUUGGAGUCCACUGAAGCUGAGAGGCAUAAAAAUCAACAGGAGGCCAUCAUUGUUUCCUUCUCGAUCUAUAUCUGAGAUUUAAUCAAGUGCCUCUACUACCUUGAAUAGACUCAAAUUCAAAUUCAGUGAACGUUGCUUAUAUUCUCCAAAAAGAUUCAAGCAAUCAUUUUUCCAUUUUCAUUUUGUCUCUUAUAAGAUGUAUCCUUCAUUUGUGUUUAGCUUCAAGUGUAAUGUAUGCUCCUUGCUUACGAAUUAUAAUUUCAUAUCUUUCUAUGAGAUUGGUUGUUGUAAUGUAUACCAUA
Messenger RNA from Humulus lupulus (European hop), 2760 nucleotides. RefSeq names its product kinesin-like protein KIN-14S. Bases 177 to 2540 code for a protein of 787 amino acids. Gene Ontology annotation, biological process: microtubule-based movement. Lineage: Eukaryota; Viridiplantae; Streptophyta; Magnoliopsida; Rosales; Cannabaceae. The record is from RefSeq and is a predicted model, not a curated record. The transcript has 12 exons. Gene Ontology annotation, molecular function: ATP binding; microtubule motor activity; microtubule binding.